Molecule: messenger RNA, 1206 nt
Organism: Anolis sagrei ordinatus
Lineage: Eukaryota; Metazoa; Chordata; Lepidosauria; Squamata; Anolidae
Source: RefSeq, a predicted model, not a curated record
GGCUGAGAGAGAGGAGUUUCUCCUUUGGCCUCCUCCUUCUCUUCCUCCUUCUGAGGAAAUCUGCUUGUUGCCUGAGAAUUUUGGAGUCGAGUGUUCAGGGAUUUCUUGCCCUUGAGAGAAGAGGGAGGAAGAGCAUCUUGGAUACGGUAGGGUUCUUCAUCAGAGUGGAUCCAACAUGGAGAGACCUGGACCUGAAGCAGGCAAGGCCUCUGGGAGCAGUGGGGAAUCCUGGGAAAGAACUACGCAAACGUUCCUGAAUGCCCACACACAGUGCCAGCGCUUCAGGCAUUCCUCGUACCGAGAGGGCGAGGGACCCAGAGAGGUUUGCAGCCGCCUCCACUCUCUCUGCCGCCAGUGGCUGAAGCCAGAGCAACACACCAAGGCGGAGAUGCUGGACCUGGUGAUCCUGGAGCAGUUCCUGAGCAUCCUGCCCCCAGAGAUGGGGAGCUGGGUCCGAGAGUGUGGGGCAGAGACCUCUUCCCAGGCGGUGGCCCUGGCGGAAGGCUUCCUCCUGAGUCGGGCAGAGGACGAGAAGCAGGAAGGACAGGACAAAAAUAACUGCAUUGAAGUCCACCCUGAUGUCCCUGAAUCAGAAAAAUCUCCAUCAGAGACAACCCAGAGCCUCCAGCAGAAGGAACUCAAGCAGGAAGGAGAUGGGGCUGCAGCCUUGGAGGGUAAGAAGGAACCCUUUGGGGUGUUUUCCUGUUUUAUGUCAAUGCAAAUUCCCCUUCAGGGGAUUAUAGCACACCCAAAAUCAGUUUGAGCUAGAGAAGGCAUACAUGUAGGAUCAUUUCAGCUUGUAAUGUAUAUAAGUAUGAUUUGGUUGCAAGAGGCGUCAUUUCAGUGUUAUUUGGAGUUUUCUUUAUCAUUCUACUUCUGCAUUUGCAUACUGUUGGGUGGGACUGAAAUAUCAUCCGUACGGUGUGUUUCCAGGUGGGACCCGAAGCUCAGAUGAGCCCUGAAACUGAGUUGGAAGACAAACAGACAACAAAAAAUAACUAUAGUCAAUUGGAACUGCCAAGCCCAGUCCUAGUUUCAACCUAACCUAUUCACAGCACUGGUUAGAUGAAACAGUUCUAAACUCCAAAACUUUACAUAUUCCUGAGCUGGAGAAUGCUCCUGUCUUCAUAGAGUAUUUUCCUCAUAGGUUUCUUUUCAGGACCCUAAUUAUAACCUCAGAGACAUAUUUAUGUUAUCAGCUUUCCA